GCUUCAUACCGCCGAUAAUUUGGUCCUCUUUGGGGGUAACUGUUAAAUGAUGCUGACAGACUGCCGGUGAUAGUCGGAACAUCUGGCUGACUAAAAGUCUCUCCGUUGAGCGACCGAAGACUGGAGGAAAAGCACCAUUACCGCCGACGGGUUUGAAGUAAUCGGUCAACAGGCGCCUUUUUUUUUGCACCGGGUUGUGACGCAAACACGCAGUUAAAGGCGUUUCCAGAGACGCAUGAAGGUCAAUGUAGUUUUUCAGCAGAUGAGGGAUCUUCAGGACGUUGACAACUUGCUCUUGAAAGAGUUGAAGUCAUGUUGUGCAAAAGAGUACCACUUUCUUCCCAGGGAGACGGGCCUGAAGCUGAUGGAGACGGCCUCCACAGAGAAUCACAGUGGAGUGUCUGCAAAAUGCAGAGACACCAGAGUGGAAGAGCUGUGGGGCCUGACCAGUUUCUUUGGCUACUGCACCCAAACUUUUGUUCAAGCUGUCAAUUUGCUUGAUAGAUUUCUCACCGUUAUGAAGGUGCAGCCUAAACACUUGCCCUGCAUUGGAGUUUGCUGUCUUCACAUUGCUGCCAAAAUGGUUGAGGAGGAGAGCAAUGUCUCACCCACCCAUGAGCUCAUUCGCAUCAGCCAAAGCAAGUUCACCGUGUCAGACCUGUGUCGUAUGGAGAAGAUCAUCUCAGAGAAGCUCAGUGUGGAACCGAAAGCAGUGACGGCCUUAACCUUUCUACACCUCUACUACUCAGCCUUCACAUCCCUGUCUGCUGGAAGGGAGGAGAUCCCAAGCAUUGGGAGACUGGAAGCCCAGCUAAAAGCCUGCUUAUGCCGGCUUGUUUUCUCUAAAGCAAAACCAUCCGUGUUGGCGCUGGCCCUCAUUGCUCAGGAGUUUGAAGCCCUCCAGGCAGUCGUGUUGUUGAAGACUGUCGUGCAGUUCCAAAGACAUGUAAAGAUCAGUGACAGUGAGCUGCUCCAGUGGAAGGACCAUGUAGCCAAGUGCAUGGCGGAGUACCGCUCAAGCGAAUGCAACAAACCGGACAACAAAAAGCUUGUUUGGAUCGUGUCGAGGAGGACCGCUCAGAAUCUUCAGGCCAGUCACUUCAGUGUGCCUGGUCUGCCAACUAUUCCUGAGAGGAGCUGGGAUGAGAGUGAGAGCGAGGACUCCUGUGAGGACCUGAGCUGCGGAGAAGACAGUCUGUGCGGCUCGUUGGGGAGCGACGGUGAAGGAGAUUUCUUCCCCUCCAAUUUCCUCAACUGCAGAGAGUAACGACUCCCAGUUGUGCAGUAACACCAGAUGUGUAUUUGUCCCCUGAAUAGUAACAGAUUUCGGGGCAGACCUGUGUGUCUCACUUGUGUAUCGUGUAUCGUAUGUACGCCAAGUGACGGGUUUGGAUUAUUAAGUGCCUGUGUUAAUUCAUUUUACUGUUACUCUAAUGUAAAACAAACUUAAAAAAAACAAAAACAUAUCAUAAUAGUGCAAAAUGGAACUUUGCAAUAUCUCGGCAGCUCGAUGGCAAUACAUGUGAAUGUCUUCUUCUGUUUGUGUCCAAACUCGACACAUUCCAGGAAAACUAGUGAGGCACAAGUAACAACUUUAGGAUGUCAGUAAUUAGACGCCUUCAUUGUUGAAUACCAGCUAACACACUAGCACAUCCGAAGUCUUUUUUUUAAAUAUAUACUCAAUGCCAUACAUAUUUACAGUAUCCUGCAGUUGUCAGUGUGCUAACAUAUGUUAUUCUAAUGUGAAAUAUGACAUUGUGGUGGCGAAAUACCAGCCUGUAAAUGCAUGAAUGAUUUUUAAUAUUUGACAAUGAGUGUUGUUCAUGUUUACCGAGAUAAGCUUACUGGGAAAAUAUAUAUAUUUAUAUAUGUGUGUCCCAUUAGGGGUGGGACGUUAACGCGUUAAUUUCGAUUAACUAAUUAUGGGAAAAUAACGAAUUAAAUAUUUUAAUCGCACUUUGCACCGUGGAACGUUUCUCAGUGCACGAGUUCCAGGCAUACAGAUUAUAUCGACGCACGAUGUCAAAAAUUCAGGGGCCGCAUCCUUCGAAGGACCCGGCCCACGUAGACCGCAAAGGCCUGAAGUGAGCGGCUAUCCUUCAUAUCAGCGUCGCCUGCCCUCACCUCUGUGUAGCUCAUGUCGUGUAGCAGCCGUGAGUGUGAAGCACAGCUGUGUAAAAACAGCUGGUUAAACGGAGAACGAACUUUUGCUCCU
Archocentrus centrarchus (flier cichlid) is the source of this 2215-nucleotide messenger RNA. Its product is annotated as cyclin-G2-like. The record is from RefSeq and is a predicted model, not a curated record. The coding region runs from base 236 to 1267 and encodes 343 amino acids. Lineage: Eukaryota; Metazoa; Chordata; Actinopteri; Cichliformes; Cichlidae. The transcript has 8 exons.